Molecule: messenger RNA, 612 nt
Organism: Entamoeba invadens IP1
Lineage: Eukaryota; Evosea; Mastigamoebida; Endamoebidae
Exons: 1
Coding region: 1-612 (203 amino acids)
Biological process (GO): Ras protein signal transduction
Cellular component (GO): plasma membrane
Molecular function (GO): GTP binding; GTPase activity; GDP binding
Source: RefSeq, a predicted model, not a curated record
AUGCCAAAAACGAUAAAAUUGGUCAUUUUAGGCAGCGGUGCAGUUGGGAAGUCUGCGAUUACAAUUCAAUUGGUCUCAGGUCAGUUCAUAGAAAUAUAUGAUCCAACUAUUGAGGAUACGUAUAAAGCAUCAAUACCGUUCAACGGUGAAAUCAUCCCAUUGGAUAUUCUUGACACUGCAGGACAAGAGGAGUACUCUGCGUUACGAGACCGGUAUAUGAAAUCGGGUGAUGGAUAUGUCAUAGUUUAUUCUAUAACAUCAACAUCAUCAUUUUUAGACGCCAAAAUUAUUCGAGAACAACUUAUUCGAGUGUUAGACAAUGAUAAUGCAUCACAUUUAUCAAUAUUGUUGUGUGGUAAUAAAUGCGACUUGGAAAAUGAAAGGCAAGUGUCUUUGAAACAGGGGAACGAUUUGGCUCAUGAAUGGAAAGUACUUUUCUUUGAAACUUCAGCAAAAAACAAAAUCAAUAUCAUAGAGGCUUUCCAAGAACUAGUCAAUGAUGUCAAAUUGCACAAAUUGGAUGAUGAAGAAAACAACGACCGUGAUGUUGAAUUUAAUAAUGCAAACAAAUCCGAACAAUUUAUUUUGUCAAAAAAAUGCACAGUUUUGUAA